Messenger RNA from Arctia plantaginis, 315 nucleotides. The record is from the annotation of a GenBank genome assembly. Lineage: Eukaryota; Metazoa; Arthropoda; Insecta; Lepidoptera; Erebidae.
AUGGGUGCUCAAUACUCCUCUCUCUACUUCUUCUUCUCGUUGGAUAUAGGCCACGAGUUUGCCGAGAAUCGCUACCUGACAGAACGCCGGCGCCAAGCCCUGGCUGCAGAACUAGGGCUAGCAGAAGCACAAAUCAAAAUUUGGUUCCAGAACAAACGCGCGAAAAUCAAAAAAGCAUCGGGACAGCGGAACCCACUCGCGUUACAGCUCAUGGCCCAAGGGUUGUAUAACCACAGUACAGUACCGCUUACGAAAGAAGAAGAAGAGUUAGAGAUGAAGGCAAGAGAAAGAGAACAGCAGUUGAAUAGAGUUUAG